Molecule: messenger RNA, 7761 nt
Organism: Scylla paramamosain (green mud crab)
Lineage: Eukaryota; Metazoa; Arthropoda; Malacostraca; Decapoda; Portunidae
Product: carnosine N-methyltransferase-like
Exons: 9
Coding region: 1223-2305 (360 amino acids)
Biological process (GO): carnosine metabolic process
Cellular component (GO): cytosol; nucleus
Molecular function (GO): carnosine N-methyltransferase activity
Source: RefSeq, a predicted model, not a curated record
GCAACUUGAUGCGGGAUUUCUGUUAUGCAUUUGAUAGUGAUGGUGCAUAUCACACAUACGAGUAUGUCGAAUUUGGUUGAUGAAAAGUAGGAGUGCAUGUGUGUGCCUGUAUUAGUAUGGUAUGUAUGUUCAUUAUGUCUGGUUGUGUUUCUUGUGAGUGCAUUGAUUGUUCAUGGUUUGUAUGUGCUUAAGUGUCAAUCUCAUUGUUGGUGAUUUUGUAACAAAGUGCAAGUUUCUGUUUCCUUAUGUGUGAAAGAGAUCCAUGUUUAUUUAUUUUUUUAUUGGUGCAUUUUAUAAUACAAGAUGUCUAAAAGUAAUUGUGUUUAAUGAAUGUUGUCACCUUCAUAAUAAUCUGCUAUCAUCUGCCUCUGUUUCUGGUUAAAAUGAUAGGAGCUCUAUACCUCAAAGAUACCAGUAUCAUGAUAAAACUGACUUAACUAAGGCCUCACAAUCAAUUAUUAAAAAUUCAACACCCUCAUUAUCAAAUAACCUCUUUCCCCUUAAUGCCUGGAAACUACUCAUCAUUUAUUAUCAGUCACAAGGAGAUUCCUUGAGCAAUACAUGAGGAGGACGAGUGGCAGAAGAAUGAACUAGUGGCACUUCUUCAUGAAGAGCAGCCCAGCACCACCUCUUUGCUAAUCCCUCGCUUGUUUUAUGCUUCAUUACAUUGUCCAUGCUAUUGUAUUAGUAAUCAGUUAUAGGAUCAGAUAAGUCUUUUUAGGCAUCAUAUGAAAAAUCAUACCUUGCAGGAAAUAUUACUUUUCACUGUGUUAAAGUAGCACAAAGCAAUCUCACUUAUCUCAGAGCUAUCACCAGCCAGUCCGGGGUCCCUAGCCCUCCCUCUCCAACCAGUCACAGGAAUGGGGUCUACAUUAUCCUUCAGCUCACCUGUUAAUUGUAUCACACAUUGUUUUUAUAAAUAUGAAUCAGAAUAUUUUUUAUCUUUUCAAUAUAUGUAAAAUGCAUUAAUUCUCUAGUUUUCAAUGUCUGUGUGAUUUGCAUGAGUACCAACACAAUAAGGAGCACCCUCUCACAAGGAGAAAAAGAGGAGAGCAUCUGUGAAUAUCUUGGACGGGAAGCGUCUUCCCUAGAAGACUUCAUAGAAGGGGGGAAGCGCUUGUGGUUUUUGAACUUCUGAAGGCCUGAACUACUGUGCUUCUGGAAGAGAACCUGUUGGAAGCAAGACUUAUCUCUAGUCUCUGGGAGACCUGGGAGGAAGAUCAUGGAUGAUGUGGACACCCAAGAGAGGGAACACUUUAUCAGGAUUGUACGUGCCUUCAAGGCAUAUAGGCAGUACUCCCUAAGGAAGGUGACUGAGAAAGAGGCUUAUAUAAAGUCACUGCCAGCACACCACCAGCUGCUGCUGCGGUCAUAUCAAUGCCACCUGGAGGAGCAGCGCACCUGCAUUGAACAUAAUGCUGAGAUCAUCAGUCUUAUCUUAAAGGAUGUUGACACUAUGUUUGAAAACCUUCAACCACAGCCCAUGGUGGAGGAGGACAACCCAGGGAACACAAUGCUGGUGUCAGACAUUGAGAAGGUGCAGUCCACCAUCAGACAGAUUGUACGAGACUGGUCUCCAUCAGGUGCACAUGAGAGGAGCCAAUGCUAUGGUCCCAUCAUCAACAAGAUAGAGCAAUUGUUUCCCCAAGACAGAGUGUGUGCAGAGGAAGUGAACAUCCUUGUGCCGGGGGCAGGGCUUGGCCGCCUUGCCUAUGAAUUGGCCAAACGUGGCUACACUUGCCAGGGUAAUGAGUUCAGCCUCUUUAUGCUCUUUGCCUCCAACUUCGUUCUCAACAAGUGCCGUGGACUUAACACUCUGCGGGUUUAUCCAUGGGUACAUGCUGGGAGUAACCUGUUGACCAAUGGUGACCAGCUGCGACCUGCUACCUUCCCUGACACCAACCCUUCAGACCUUCACCCACAGGCACAGUUCACUAUGGCAGCAGGAGACUUCCUGGAGAUUUACACAGCAGAUGCUGCUUGGGACUGUAUUGCCACCUGCUUCUUCAUUGACUGUGCCAACAACAUUGUAGCAUUCAUUGAAACCAUCUAUAACAUACUGAAGCCAGGAGGUUACUGGGUCAACCUUGGCCCUCUGUUGUACCACUUUGCUGAUCAGCCUGGAGAGCCAUCCAUAGAACCCAGUUUUGAGGAGGUCAAGGCCAUAGCAGUGGGACUUGGAUUUGAGAUCACAGUGGAGGACAUGGGUCUGCACACAGCCUACACACAAAAUACUCAGUCCAUGCUGAGAUACGAAUAUCGCAGUGUGUUCUUUGUGGCAAGGAAGCCACUCCCACCCAGUUGAUGGUGAGGCUGUAUCUCUGAUUACAUUCACAUUUAGUGCUCAUGAUUUUUUUUCAUAUCCCAUGUUCUUGUCCUUCUCCUUCUUCUCUUUUUCCUUCUUCUCCUUCUCCUCCUCCUUCUCCUCCUUCUCCUCCUCCUCCUCCUCCUCCUCCUCCUCCUCCUCCUCCUCCUCCUCCUCCUCCUCCUCCUCCUCCUCCUCCUCCUCCUCCUCCUCCUCCUCCUCCUCCUCCUCCUCCUCCUCCUCCUCCUCCUCCUCCUCCUCCUCCUCCUCCUCCUCCUCCUCUACUUCCUGUGCUUUUCUUGUGACAUAGCCACUCCUUUAGAUUGUGUAUUUAUCUUCAUCUCAGAGCAAUAAGAGAUGAAUCAGGUGGCAGCUCCUUAUGCUGUUCGAGGAGUUCUAAGUUGGCUUUGCUGCAUCACAUCACAUGAUAUCCACUGGCAUACCAUGUAGGUAGAAUAAUAGACAUGGCUUUAAGGAAAUGCAUUUCAGACAUGAUUAUAUGAAUUGAAAUGCUUUUGUCCAAAUAAUGUCUUUCUUCAUGUAUUGACUAUGUUAGGCUUCCCAGACAGAAGUACAAUAUACUACAUAUGUGUGGCACCUUGUUCCUUCCAGGAACAUCUUCCAAGAGGAUGUUGGUAGCUGAAAAUUCAUCAUCUAUGUUUGUUCAUGGAGACUUUGAUUAUUUACCUCAUUAUAAUAAUCAUUAUCUGCUUGUUUUGCAGCUUUUGGUAUGCUUUUAUAUGUAUGAAAUGAAGAAAACCUUCAUCUCAUAUACUUCAUCCUUUCUAUAUAACAUUCUCUCUUAUAUUUGUCAUCGAUGUCUUGAAAGUAAAUUUUCCAUGUUUGUAUGAGUCAUCCUCAUUCAUAUGAUAGCAACAUGCCAUGCAUUACAGUUAUGUGCAAUUUGUGUCAAGUUUUUUUCUGUGUAUUUGUCUAUUUUUAUCUAAUAUCUUCCCAAGACCUUUCCAUAGGGUAUGACCAUGACAGAAGAAUCUGUUUUGUCUUAUCCUUUUAUUCUUUCUUUGCUUACUCUUAUACCCUGAGAGUGCUAUAAGUGUGUGGAAACCAUUUCUGACUUCUUUAUUAUUGAUUCCAUAGUUGAACAGAGAUGUUUUCUUUCUCCUCUUUUCAGUACUUGCAUACACUAUAGAUGCAAGACAAAAUUGUAUCUGCUAAAGCCCAUCCAUACCAGGAAACUUUGUAAACUUUGUUCACAAACAGCUUACAAACUGUUUACAGACUGAUUCAAGAAUGUUUGCACACAAAGAUUGCAAACUGUUUACAAACAGUUUCUGAGUAAAAUUACAAAAUUUGCAGGCUAUUUGUUUUACAUUCAAAAUGGGAAACAUUUAGGAAUCAAGAGAGAGAGAGAGAGAGAGAGAGAGAGAGAGAGAGAGAGAGAGAGAGAGAGAGAGAGAGAGAGAGAGAGAGAGAGAGAGGAUGUGUGUAUGUUUUCUGUGAGUGAGUGAGUGUAUUUGCAUGUGUAUGUAUGCACUUGUGAGUGACCUUUGAUGAAAUUGACAGUAUCUUAAGACCAACCAUGGUUUGGAUGGAAAGCAUUAUAAACAAACUGUUUUAAUUUUUGAAACAAACAUGUGGGAAAACUUGGCAACAAUUUACAAAUUAAGUUUCCUUGUGUGGACGGGUCUUUGGUAACAAGAAGUUCUUUUGCCUUGUUUUUCUUGAUGAUGUUGUACUUCUUGUGGAAUCACUGAAGUUCCUGGCGAUAGCUCUCAAGAUACUGCUCAAGAAGAGCAGUCCUUUUGGACUCAUGAUCUCCAAGACCCAAACCAAGGUCCAGGGGCCAUAUUAAUAAAGAUUCUCAGAGUUUGUCUCAGCCUUCUGCUUAGACCUGUGCUUAUCUCUUAAGCAGUCUUAAAGUUGUGCUGAUAUUUAAGUCCUAGUAUGAAAUGGUGAAAGAGCAAAACAGUAAAAUCUUAUAUUUCUCAAUUUUGAGUUAAUAGUUCAAUCUUUUUAUUUUUAUUUUUUUUUGGAUUAAAUAACAAAAAAUGAUAAUUUGUCAUUGAUUUUGUAAGGACAUUUGCGUUUAUUAAUAGAUAAAUUAGAUCCUGUGCAAGGUGUAUGUAUUUUGUCUCAGUGUUUACAUCUAUGAGCCAGCAUUGCCCCACCACUCCCACUCAGCAGUGCCUCAUUUCCUGUCCUUUUUUCGUUAGUAUGGAGGAGAUGACCACAAAGGGUGAAAAGGCCAGUAGAGGAAACCCAGCUGGACUGAUGGCAAAACUUUUCUACCUCAUCCAGUCAGUAUAUGAGGAGAGAUGUAGCCUGAAUGGCUUCACUCUCUCAGCUGCACAAAAAAGCUGCAUGGGGCUCUAUUAUUAAGAAGGUAAAUGAGACAUUCCAACAAUAGGACACAUGAAGGGCCAAGGUCAUCAUUGCUGCAGAGCUGCAUUUCCCAUUGGCUAAAUAAUACUGUAAUCAUUACUAUGAUUACUAGUGUCAGUGCAUCACUCCUUCCUAUGAGGCUCUCCAAGACAUCUCCCAUCAAAUAUGUCACAAAUAACACUCCUGCAGUUUUAUUCUAUGUAUAUCCAACAGUUCAGAGUCACUCAGGUCAUCGAGAACAUCCUUAUGGGGCUGAUGAUUCUUGAGGUGGCUGGCUUAGGCUCGAUGGUCAGCCAUCUUUGUUUGGUUAACUUAGUCUUAGUGAAACUCUUAUUAAAAUUAAGCAGACUCCAGACCUGUCUUAAAUUUAUGACCUAGACUAAGCACAACUUGGGAAGUUAAACACAACUCUAAGCAUAAGAGCUGGGCUGAGUCAAACCUCUGUACUUAAGAAUCUUUGUUAAUAUGGCCUGAGGAAUUUACCAGCUUGCUUCUUGGAUGCCAAUUCUAGUAAUAUGGGUAUAUGGUAUACUUUCUAGACAACAAUCAUGCUCAUAACAUUUCUAUAACAAUCCUGGGUGGAGGAAACGAAGGAGAUGCCUAUGUAAUUUGUAGCUAGAGUGAGCAAUCCUUUAGCAUAUCCUUUCCAUUAAUGAUAAUAAUCCUCUUAUCCUCCUCUCAUCUAUUUCUCAAAAUUCUUGUUCUACUCUCUUUGUCAUAUUAGUCAUCUCACUCUUCACCUUUAUUUCCAUUAUGCCAGAUCACAUUAAGGUGAUGUGCUUUACCCCUGGAACCACUCCAUAUUUCAUUAUGUCAAUUUAGUGUGCAUGCCAUAUCUGUUUUAUUACUUUUGCCAUCCUUUUUUUUUUUUUUUUUGCCACAAAUAUUUCUCAAAUAACUUAUUUCACUUUGGAUCUUUGACCUUUGCCCUUUAUUUUAUACUUUAUAGUUACUUGCAUAUAUGAUAUGCAUGUAUGAUAUGACUUUGUUAUACUUCAGUGCUUACUGCUUUUUCUUUCAUCAUACACCCGCUAAAUCUGAGCACUUCUCUUAGCUCUUUCUCUCAUCUUUCUCAUCUUAACACCCAUGCUAUCAUGCCUGUAUGUAAUAAGACCAAGAUAUUUAAUAAAUUCCUGUACCUCCUCCAUUUCUUUUAUUCUUAAUUUAUUAUGCUUAUUCAUAUACAUCCCCAAAUCUACAAACAUCUGUUUUGCUAAUUGUAAGAGCUUGUGCAAUAUCUCCUCUAUCUCUGUAAAUAUUCAUUCCUCUCAUCUUUCAUGGCAUGUGGCAUAUUUCAUCAUUCACUUUUCUUUUUUCUCUGGUGCAACUUCAUGAUACUCCAGGCUUUGUUUUUUUCUUUGUAUCUUUCCUUUCACUCUUAACACCUUCAUUAUUGUUAUUAGAAAAAGCAUGUUACUAAUUACCCAUACGUCCAUACAGUGAAUCACUGGGCUUGCCAGUAUUCCUUGUAUAAGACUCAGGAGGUAGUCUUUCUCACUCUGUGUCACAGGCAGAGUGACCUAACCCUUAUCUGGCUUUCCAUUUCACUUCCGUAGCUCCAACUUCCUUUCUUGGGGAUCCACUGAAAAAAAAAAAAGACUGAUAACAUUUCUCUCUUCUUGAGCUUCCAGGCUGUGGUGGUAGCUGUCAGCCAAUCUUCCCUUGUUUCUCACACUUCCUUCUUUUCUGCAUGUGAUAGAUGAUUUUCCUGGUCAGAUGAGAAAAUAGUGAAAAUUGUCAUAUCUUUAUGAGUGAUGAUGUACUUGAUGGUUCCUCUUGUUGACUUCUGGGAGUUGAUGGAUUUUUCACCCUUUUUAGAACCUCUGUUCUUGGCGACAUGGUGAGUGCCAUGCACUAGCAGGCCAUCUGCUGUUUAUACUUUUACUCUCAUUGUCCACCCUUGACAGUGAAGAAGUUAAACAUCUGAGCACCAGACUGUAUUUGUUUUAAAGCUACUGAUGGUCACUGUGCCCUUAUUGUUAGUUGCACUUUACUGAAAGAGUUGUAAAUGUAAUGUCACUCAAGGAUUAGGAAGGAUUAGUAUUUUCUCUUUUCUAUCUCCUGUAAAAGGAGUGUUGCCUGAUUACCACACUUUUGCUUUAUAUAAAAUCUUAGAUUUAUGUAAUUGGUUAUGAUGUUGCUAUGUAUGGCUGUAAGGUUAAACACAUAGUACAAAAAAGGUGUCUGCUUCACUCACCCAUCCAUGUUUCAUUGUUUAAUGAUCUUAUACUUAAAAUAGGCUCCUUUGUUUGUGAUUAAGGUCUUACUUGCACUAGAAAUUAGAUAUUACAUAUCAGAACUCCAUUUCCCUCAACAUAUGGCAUCCACAUUGUUGUACAGUUAGACAUCUUACACUUCCUUUCCUUUUUUGUUCUUUAUGUUUUGGCACUAUCAUGUGCUUAUGUCACUUAACAUUGAGCUCUCAUCAUGUAAGUUGUAUUCAGUCCCAAGGUGGGUCUAGUCAGCUGACUCUCAGUCACCAAUUACUAAGAGAUUCCUUGAGAACUGGAAGCUGUUUAGAUGAAGUUUUCAAGCAAGACCCUUCCCCUUAUCUCAUAUGUUGUAUUCCAUUAAUCAGUUAGAUGGACAAAUUGUGCCCAAAGCUCUUUAUUUACAUCAUAUGCUUGUAGAUUGUAAUGAUUGGUGGUUAUUAAGUAGAAAGGGUACAACUUAUCUGUUAAGUUGACCAUACCUUAGAUAAUUAAGUUGUACUGGGACUACUUAUGUUUUCAUGUAUUUGUUAUUUUAAUUAUUCAUGUACUGUACAAACAAAUGCAACUCUAUAGGUUUGGGAUAUUUGGAGAAGAGGGAAUGGAUUCUCUUCUCAUAAAUGUAGAUGUUGUUAGUUCAAGAAUUCUUAUUCCAUUUUCAGAGAGGGAAGAAAAGUCCUUGGGUCCAAAAUAGUGUUGUUUCAGGACUGUAUCUUCCCUGUGAUUGAUUUUUGUAUAGAUCUGCUGUACUGAUGUUAAUCUAGUCCCUUAAGAUUUAGUGAAACUAAAUUUUGGUUGCUAUUUUCCUCAGCAGUGGCAUCAGAGCUACUGCUGCAAGCAAGAACAACAAUUUCUAAUGUUUGACUUUAGGAAAGAAUGUAAUAAAGAUAAACUAAUGACUCA